Molecule: messenger RNA, 1062 nt
Organism: Dictyostelium discoideum AX4
Lineage: Eukaryota; Evosea; Eumycetozoa; Dictyosteliales; Dictyosteliaceae
Exons: 1
Coding region: 1-1062 (353 amino acids)
Source: RefSeq, a predicted model, not a curated record
AUGUCUAUAACAUUUAAAGUAGCAAAUGUAAGAGAGAGUGAAUUCAAAGGAUUAGAUUUUUCACACCAAAAAUUGUAUGGUGGUAAACCAAAUGAACCAGAAAGAAAAGUAGUUAGAAGUAGUAUCAAAGAAGGUAUUUCAAAGAGUGUAGGCGGUAAUUCAUUUGUUUUAAGUUCGUUCAUUGCGUAUUCAAAUCACCAUUCUUUAAUCAUUCGUCCAGAUGAUAUUUGGAUGGCAAUUUUGGUACAAUUCUCGUCAUAUUUAAAUGCCAACGCUGAACAAUUAAGAAGUAAGAUUGUUGAUUUCCAAGGAAAAAAACAAUUGGUAGUAAGGGGUGGUGGAAAAUUGAUGACAGCAGAUUAUCAAUCAUUAACCAUUAGAAUGACUCAAGAAAUUGAAAAGAAUAUCAAAGAUCCAUCAAUUAGAGAAUGGGCAAACAAACCAUUUUCAACUACAACUCCAAACGAUACAAUGGCAGCAUCAAUUGCAUUAAUGGCAACCGUUAAAAGUUACUUUGACUUUAAAAUGUGUUUAAUGUGUGGUUUACCAGAGGUAACAUUAGAGGGUACCCUCGAUGAUUGGGUCGAUAUAAAGAAUAGAAUUGAAAAAUUAAAAGAAUUUGAUUUCAAAGAUAAUAAAGAUGGUUCAGUUAUGAAAGAUUGGUCUGAAAUGCUCUCACCAAUCAUUGAUAAAAUCAUUAGUUCCGUCAAUGGUAAACCAGAUAUUGAAUGGUGGAAUCGUAUUGCCAGUCAAGAAGGUGCAGGCUCAGGUCCACGUUAUAUCAGUGGUUGGAUUACAGCUUUCUGUGUUUUUGAUAAUGAUGGUAAAUGGAUGGGUAAAAAUAAAGAAAGACAUGAAUUUGGAGGAGGAAAAUUCAACACUGAUUGGAUCUUUGUCAAUACCAAUGACGUCCCAAGAGGUUUCCUCUUUGUACCUGUUAAAAUCGAUGAUAAUGGUACUGAAUAUAAUACAGAAUUCUUUGCUGGUCAUAUGGCUGUUUCAACUUUAAAUAAUUCAAAAACAAUUAAACCAAAUAUUGAUUGGUGUAUUUUAUUAGAAUAA